Molecule: messenger RNA, 1254 nt
Organism: Desarmillaria tabescens
Lineage: Eukaryota; Fungi; Basidiomycota; Agaricomycetes; Agaricales; Physalacriaceae
Product: kinase-like domain-containing protein
Exons: 11
Coding region: 202-1104 (300 amino acids)
Biological process (GO): regulation of gene expression; G1/S transition of mitotic cell cycle; regulation of G2/M transition of mitotic cell cycle
Cellular component (GO): cyclin-dependent protein kinase holoenzyme complex; cytoplasm; nucleus
Molecular function (GO): cyclin binding; ATP binding; cyclin-dependent protein serine/threonine kinase activity
Source: RefSeq, a predicted model, not a curated record
UUGUAAAGUGGAAACAAUUGAUUGUUAUGACGGGAGGAGUCCAAACUUUGUGACUUCGACCCACGCUCACCUUGAUCUCCUCAUCGCACGGCUGCUGUUUUCUCUGCCGUUCAUUCAUUUACUGCUGCAUCAGAACACGCAUACAUCCACCGUACAAAGGACUAUCGCAAGAUCUUACCUCGUCGCUGCUCAGCUCGACAGAUGGAACGCUAUGCGAAGAUAGAGAAAGUCGGCGAAGGCACCUACGGUGUUGUAUACAAGGCCCGGGAUACCAGUUCCAACACUAUCGUGGCCCUGAAGAAGAUACGGCUCGAAGCAGAAGACGAGGGCGUUCCGAGCACUGCAAUCCGUGAAAUCAGUCUCCUGAAGGAGCUAAACGACGACAACAUCGUGAGGCUGCUGGACAUCGUUCAUGCCGACCAGAAAUUAUACCUCGUAUUUGAAUUCUUAGAUGUGGAUCUCAAGCGCUACAUGGACCUUGCCAACAAGAAUCAAACACCUAUCACCUUGGAAAUGUCCAAGCGGUUCUUGCAUCAAUUGAACUCAGGAUUGGUCUAUUGUCACUCUCAUCGGAUUCUUCAUCGCGACUUGAAACCGCAAAAUCUCCUCAUUGACAAGCACAAUAAUCUGAAACUGGCCGACUUUGGACUUGCGCGGGCGUUCGGCAUACCCAUGAGGACUUACACUCAUGAGGUCGUAACGUUGUGGUACCGAGCGCCCGAAGUGCUUCUUGGAUCCCGCCACUAUUCGACGGCAGUCGACAUGUGGUCAGUCGGAACCAUAUUUGCAGAGAUGGCCUGUCAGGGGCAGCCGCUCUUCCCCGGUGAUUCUGAAAUAGACCAAAUCUUUAAGAUAUUCCGGAUUUUGGGAACACCGACCGAGGACAUGUGGCCAGGCGUGAGUGCUUUGCCCGAUUAUAAGCCUACAUUCCCCCGUUGGAGUGUGCAAGAUGUCUCUCGGGUAGUCCCGGAUUUGGAUCCAGCGGGGAUUGACAUGCUUAAACGUCUCCUUGCUUAUGAUUCGGCUAAGCGUAUUUCAGCGAAACGUGCACUUAAGCAUCCUUACUUUGCUGAUUAUGAGUCCGACUCAAGUUCAAGUUCUUAAUUCGCUCUCCUCCCUUCAUUCGUUCACUCUUAUUGCGACCGCUUUUGGUGUUGUUGUUAAGUAUAUAGUACACGGUAAACGUAUGACCCCACCUUGUUAUUGGUCUAUUUUUCGAUCUUCUACUUAUCCAUUCUUCAUCACGACGCAAGC